Messenger RNA from Tinamus guttatus (white-throated tinamou), 546 nucleotides. The record is from RefSeq and is a predicted model, not a curated record. Lineage: Eukaryota; Metazoa; Chordata; Aves; Tinamiformes; Tinamidae.
AUGCAGGCUUCUCCUCGACUCUGCUUGCAGGAAAAAACUGGGGAGGGCGUUUCGGAAGAGGAGCGAGCGCAGUGCCGGGAGACCUUGCGGCAGCUCCUGGACCGCGUCUACCAGCCCCUGGCCGUGCAGGAGCUGCUCAUCCUGCAGGGCGGAUCCAAGCAGAAAUCGAGGCUGCUCCGACCCCACGGGGUCCACGCCGUGGUCCGCGGCAUCAUGGAGGGCACAGGCGGUGGCAGCGGUGCUGACGCCGCAGCCGUGGACUGGAGGAAAUGCGAUGUGGUUGCAAAGAUCCUGGCCGCCUGCCCUCAGCAGUGCCUUUCUGUCGAGGAUUACUACAAACUCGUGUGCCCCCAGGUCCUGGAUUUGCUGCACAUCCAGGAUAAAGUGACGGCGCGGCAGUUUCAGAGAGUGGCCACCACGACGCUUCUCACCAUGGCAAAAGGGCAUCCUCAGCUGGCGGAGAAAUACCUGCUGCAACCCAUGCUGGCACCGCUCCUGCGAUGCUCCAGUGCUGCAGGUAACGGCUGGUCUUUGCCAGCUCCGUAA